CGCAGACAGCAUUGUUGCGUUCUGCUAUCCGGGCAGUCGCUUUUCAAUGUUGUUAUUACCACUCGAAGUGUUUUAACCGACUGUUAUCUGCAACAUGCGAGGCUUUGUUACUUCCUGAUGUGUUAACGUGCAUCGACAUAGAUAAGCUUUAAUAAAAUGGCGCGUUAUGGAGCUCCCGAUCCAUGCGCCUUGCUUCAGGAACUCCUGAAGGCUGCCACAGGGGAACUGUUGACGCGUACGCUCAUGUCGAUUGACGGUGCGAAGGACUUGGUCAUUGAACAGGACCUCAUAUUUCCACUGGAUCACAUUGCCAGUGCUGGAGUGUUAAAGAGAACUUGCGGUGUGGAAAAAAUAUACAAGUUGGAAACAACUGCACCACCUACGGGCAACAAACAAUGUGCGUAUCUUGUGAGGUCAACGAUUGCAAACAUGAAAGUGAUAGCCAACCACGUCACAUACCACAAGCAGAACAAGAAGGAAUGCAAGUAUUACAUCAUCUGUAUCCCCAGAAAGACCCAUGUCUGCGAGCAGACACUAGAAAGCGAAGGGGUUUUUGGCUAUGUGAAGCUUCUGGAGUAUCCGCUGGGCCUCAUUCCAUUGGACACUGAUCUUUUCUCACUGGAACUUCCUGGUUUCUUCAGCACUUUUUUCAUUGAUGGUGACUGUGCAUGGACAAGCUGUAUAGCGCAAUCCAUUCUUCAGCUGGAAAGCUUAUGUGGUCCUGUCGACCACAUUUAUGCUCAGGGAAACUGUGCUGAGGGUGUGCUAAAAGUUAUGAAGCUGUUCCCCACUGACUUUUCCAAACCCAAGGAACCUUCGUUGCCACGAAUCAGUCAUUUGUUUCUGUUUGACAGAGACAUUGACUAUGCUAGUGUUCUUCUCACUCAACUCACUUAUUCUGGUCUUCUAGACGAGUACUUUGGAAUUAAGAGUGGUAAAGUGACUUUUGACAAGAAAGUGACGGGGAAGGACCAGGAAAUGCGGCUUACCGUCAACAGCACAGACCUGGUCUACAAGGAGAUCAGAGACGCACACUUUGGCAGUGUCUUCGUGCUGCUUAAGGAAAAAGCUCAACAGCUACAAUCAAAGUACAAUGAGAGGCAUGGAAUGAGCAUCGGAGACAUGAAGAACUUUGUCGCCAAUGAACUCAAGUCCUUGCAACAACAGCACAGCUCAUUGGCCGUGUACAUUGGGUCAUGUGAAGUUAUCAAAAACUCCCGCACCAAUUUUGAAGGGCAGCUGAGAACAGAACACAGUUUGCUGGAAGGCUUAGAAGUGAGGGAAGGGAUGAACUUCAUAGAGGAGUGCAUCAACCGGCAGCAAUCUGCAAUAGGCACCUUGCGCCUGCUUUGCCUGCUGUCGCUCACUCAAGAUGGCAUUCCAUCCCAGGAGUACAAGACCCUCACGCAGCAGUUUCUGCAAAGCCACGGCCAUCACCAUAUGUGGACAUUCCAUCUUCUAAAGAAGCUUGGCCUGUGCCAGGACCAGGGAGCAAGCCGAAUAGGCGGGGCCGCCGCUUCGGCUAUGGCUCCGACCCUUGCCAGCAAGGUGGCUGCUGCCAUGGCGUCUCUUCCAAGGGCAACACGCUUCAGUGCCGUCACCAAAAGGCUGAGCCUGAUUCCACCCAAUGCUGGCGAUAGCUAUGACCUCAAGAAUCCUCGAGACAUGGGCUAUGUGUUCAGUGGUGCCUACAUCCCAGUGGCGUGCAGACUGGUUGAGCAGAUUCUUUUGAAAGAUGGAAUUCACGGCUAUGAAGAUGCUCUGAAGCUUCUACCUGGCUCGACCACAACAUACACCAAUCCACAUUCUAAAGAUCCUUCGCAGGCUAAGAUUGUCAUGGUGUAUUUCCUGGGAGGUGUGACAUUUGCAGAAAUUGCUGCACUCCGGCUUUUAGCAAAACUGAAAGGUUACCACAUACUGGUCGCAACAACUGCCACCAUCAACGGCAACAGCCUACUCGAAAAUGUCAUCAUGAAGGGGCGAUAAUGAUGGAUGAAAAAGGAGGAGCCGACAUCAUUGUGGUCCAAAUACAGCUCUGCACACCAGUACCACUGCGCUGUUCCCUAGCUUUUUGAACUGAGGAGGCUGGCCAUCUUGCCAUAUGUAAGGCAUCCAAUGUGUGGUUAGAUCAGCUCUGCAGCACCUCUUGUGGGUUUAGCCAUUUCUUUGCUGUCUUCUGCUGUUGUACUUCUCUCGUUAUUGUGAAUGUGCUCGUUCAUACCUGCCGCAUCACGUGCAGCACCAACAGUACAUUGCCCGUUGUGAAAGGUUUGGGAUUCAUUGGUUUCAUAACGGUCAAAACUUGUGAAUUCGUUUAGCAUUAUUGCAGGAAAGAUGCGCCAGACAACAUGGACACAAGGAAGAGUAAUGAACGACUAGUGUUAUUACCCACUAAAGAAUAGCACGAAAGGAAAUACUGCCUCGAUAAGAAAGUUCUGCAGUCCUUCAAUAGAUCAGUUGUAAGUAGCGCAUCUUGUGUGCUGUACUCUUUGUCGUGUUCUUGUUGUUUGUUGCUUGAUUUCUGCAAUCAGUUUUAUUUCCUGUUUGGCCAAUCAACUCGGGGAAUGUGCUCCACUUCUCUGUCCUGACAAAAUCGUCUGCUUUGGCUUUCACGUGUGGUGAUGAAAGCGUAUGGCGUGUUGCGGUGCCUCGUGCAGAAUGAGACAUUGUGAAAGAGUGAGACACGAAAAAGAGCAAAUGGGGGCGUUGUGGAACCUGCCUGACAAGAAUUUGAGCACUCGCCAGUGUGUAUCAGUCUCGAUGAAAACCCUUUGCAUUGUAAAGCAGAACAUAUACUGUGUACUGCAGUUGUGCACUAGAGAAACAGAAACAAGUUAUGGCUCUCUGGAGUGCAUUCUUUCAUUUCCAUUUCAACACUUAGUAUGAUGUUGAUGGGAUUUUAACUCGUACGCCCAGUCCGAGGCCUAUGUCAUGUUUGGCAACGAGACGUGUAGCGAUGCGCUGUUGCACUCAUGAGUUGUUACCUGUGAGCGGUGGUCUACAUUAUAUUUUCACGUUCACAUUUUUCGACGAUA
This is a messenger RNA of Dermacentor albipictus, 3035 nucleotides long. Its product is annotated as vacuolar protein sorting-associated protein 33B-like. Gene Ontology annotation, biological process: intracellular protein transport; vesicle-mediated transport. Lineage: Eukaryota; Metazoa; Arthropoda; Arachnida; Ixodida; Ixodidae. The record is from RefSeq and is a predicted model, not a curated record. Gene Ontology annotation, cellular component: CORVET complex; lysosome.